GAAAUCUGAGAUAUACACGUGCUAUUUGACAAAACGCAAUCGUAGUCAUUUUAUUUUGUUUCCUUGUUUGCAUUCUGUUAUAUCCUGAACUGGCAAGUAGGACGUCACAGAAUAGUUUUUCCAAUUCCGCUGUCUUUCGUGUGAAACAGAUUCAAAGACUCGCGCUUCACGUUUCUCUCUAUACAUAUUUUUAUUUGCAUUCGACUCGAUUCACAAAACCUUUAUCUCUUCUGUCAACUACGAGUGACUGGCUGUUUGUUUAUAAGGGUCUUCAAUUUUGACGUUUCCUCUCCGUUAGCCAUUGAUUUCUUCUGUGUUAGGGAUCAAAACGUGAUUGUGACAUAUAGUCAAUUAUGGAGUUACAGGAGAAUUACGACGUUUCCAACUGUUUAAGCAGAAAUUAUUCCAAAGAGGAUUCAACUUCGAAUCUUGUCAGCAUGAUCACAUCAAACUGGACAAUUUCAAAUAAUCGACGAUUUCAAGACUCAAUUUCGGUUGUGCCUUUAUCGCAAGCUGCAGAGAGGACUGAUUUGGCUGACAUGGUUUCUCCUGAUAGUUGUAUACAGUUACAGUCUUUAAGGAAUCAGGAUGAACCAUGUACGAUUGAUAUUGAGGUAACUGGUGGUCGAAAGAUAGCACGAAUUGCUGUGGUCUCUGAAGCAUCGAUUUUAGAAUUUUAUAAGCAAUAUGGGGAAUAUGCAGUUACUGCACUUGCUGAAUUUAUUGAUGAGUUUGAAAACAACUUCAGUUAUUUCGCUGAGGUAACAAUAGAACCACCUUCUUCUGAAAUAAAAAUUAAGUUUGCAAAAGUAAAAAGUAAAACAUUGUUUUGGGUAUAUGGCAUAAGAUUAAUUCUUACAGACCCUGUAACCAAUAAUGUACAAAAAACAUUUGAUUAUGAUGUAAUUAAUAGCUUUUUACAAAACACCAAUGGGCUGACUACAAAAGGUGCAGAGAUGGCAAAAAAAUUAUUACAAACGUUUGAUACUCAAGGAAAUGAUAUUACUGGAAAUGAUUUUAAUCCAUGUUUAUUAAAGUUGUCAGAAACCAGUUUACAAUCACAGAUACCUAAACAUCAUAAAUCAUUAACGACAAUAGAAAAGAGUACAAUUAAAAGUGAAAGCAUGGAAGAAGUAAAUUGUGAAAAUACCAAUAUCACAGAUAUUAGAACAUAUAUUGAUAAUAAAUUGUGUGAUAUGGAGAAAAGAUUGAUGCAGAGAAUAGAGGUAAUGGAACAGCACACAAAUAAAAAACUGGACACUGUCUUACAACAGCUGGAAAAAUUGACUACUCAUAAGUAAAAUGACUUAAUGAUAGCGUUGACAAUUGUGUUAAGAUUGCAAUUGCACAGUUUCUGUAUAAAAAGUAUUAAAUAAUUCUUAAGCUGUA
Molecule: messenger RNA, 1389 nt
Organism: Cephus cinctus (wheat stem sawfly)
Lineage: Eukaryota; Metazoa; Arthropoda; Insecta; Hymenoptera; Cephidae
Exons: 3
Coding region: 354-1301 (315 amino acids)
Source: RefSeq, a predicted model, not a curated record